AUGUCAACUUCUUUUAAUUUCGAUUAUCUGCCGGCAGAUGUAUUAUUCUUAUCCGGUUACGAUUUUUUUCAGUUUAUUAAAACUGUUCUUGGUGAACCGGAAGCUAAUCUGUUAAAUAAAAUAUCGAUCAAAUCAACAACAUGUUUAAUUCAAACUGAAGAUCCACUUGAUAUCUUUAAUUAUGAUAUUGAUGAUGAAGAAUUAGAAAUGUUAAAAAAUGAACUUUCAUUUACAUUAAAAAAUAAAAAGUUUAUGCUCAAACCUGGAGUAAUUGCUGGAUUUCGCUCGUUGAAAGAUGUAUUGAAAAAAAAAAUUAAUGAACAAUUAACAAAAUCCAAAGGAAGAAAACAAUAUCAAAAACAAAUAUUUAAUACAAAUUCAUCAUCUAUAUGUUCAUUAGUACCAACAGUACCAGCACCAGCACCAGCAACAACACAAGCACCAUCAGUAUCUAAUCAAUUUUCUUUAGCUGAACAUAAAGCAUAUGUGCUUAAACUUAUUCAUAAAUGGUGUUCGAAUAAUAAGGAAAAUUUUGAUUUAGAACAUUUUGAUUUAGAAGAAAAUGUUGAUUUUGUUUUGAAUAUUGAUUGUGACGAAAAUACUGAUGUAAAAGCAACAAUUAAAUGUAAAUGCAACAGAUUAAUAUCGUUAGGUAAAAAUGAUAAUAAAAUCCAAGUGUCUAACUAUUAUAAACACUUGCAGUCAAAUGGUUGUGACCAUAUGAAAAACAUAAAAAAAGUUGCAAGAGAAUUAACAUCAAGUCAACAGCAGCAACAACCAUCAACACCUAUUACAUUAACACCUUCAUAUCGACCACAUGCAUCAUUAAUAGAAAUUGCUUCUGUUUCACCAACUAACACACAAACAACAGCUCAAGUUGAUUCUUCAGCAUUACCAAAUCAAGCUGCAAAUAAUAGUGGUAAACGUCGUUUAACAUCACAAUCACAACAUCGUUCGACAACAAGAAGCCGUACAUAA
Molecule: messenger RNA, 978 nt
Organism: Rotaria sp. Silwood2
Lineage: Eukaryota; Metazoa; Rotifera; Eurotatoria; Philodinida; Philodinidae
Source: the annotation of a GenBank genome assembly